UAUCUUACCAGCCAGUAGUAUACAAACACUCGCACAGAGCGGUUGUGCCGCUGGUGUUCACAAAAUGAAUAAUUGGACGUUAUUCUUGUUAUCGAGUAUAUGUUUAAGUCAUGUGUGUGCUUACAAAAUCCUUGUGGUUUUCCCAUACCCUGGAACUAGUCAUUCGAUAUUGGGAGAAGGAUAUGUUCGACAUCUUUUGAGGGCUGGACAUCAGGUGACAUACCUUACUGCGAUUCCUUAUAAGAAGCCCCAUCCAAAUCUGAAACAAGUUGUGGUAGCGUCAGUAGUCGAGAAGUUUGAGUUUUUCAAAACUUUAGAUUUCGAGAAGUUUAUAUCAAAGGAAGUAGAUUUGACAGACAUGCAAGUGAUGUACGAGACGAUGAUUACAGUAGCAAACAGGUCUCUUACUCACGAAAACAUACAGAAAUUCUUGAUGGACACAAAUGAAAAAUAUGAUUUGGUGGUUGCUGAGUGGUUGUACCACCAUCUGUAUAGUGGAUUUGCAGCAAUAUACAACUGUCCUUACGUUUGGUCGUCUUCAAUGGAACCUCAUACAGCAGUCCUGAGCCUGAUCGAUGAGCCUGGUAACCCUGCGUACUUCCCUGACCACAUGUCACCAGUGUCACCACCUUUGACAUUCUCGCAGCGAGCUUAUGAGCUGUAUUAUCUCUUUUAUUUGCGCCGAGUUUUAUGGUCCGUAAGAAGUUUGGAACAGAAAACAUACGAAGAAAUAUUUGGACCAGCAGCAGCGAAAAGAGGAAUAACAUUACCCCCGUUAGAAGAAGUGAAAUAUAACAGCUCUCUGAUGUUUGGCAAUUCCCAUAUAUCUUCUGGGGACCCUCAAAGGCUGCCUAUAAACCACAUUCCUAUUGCUGGUUAUCAUAUACAAGAUGUAGUCCCUGCUUUACCAGAGAAUCUCCAAAAAAUUAUGGAUGAGGCACCGUAUGGAGUAAUAUAUUUCAGCAUGGGUAGCAUGAUGAAGAGUAGUACUAUGCCCACGAAACUAAAGAGGGAUUUCUUGGAUGUAUUCGGCACACUAAAAGAGACCGUCAUUUGGAAGCUGGAAGAGGAAUUGACAGAUGUGCCGAAGAAUGUUAUAAUGGUGAAAUGGGCUCCUCAACCAAGUAUAUUAGCCCAUCCAAACUGCAAGCUUUUUGUUACCCACGGAGGACUUCUAUCGACUACAGAAACCAUUCACUAUGGAGUUCCUAUCAUCGGCAUACCAUUGUUCGCUGACCAGUUCAUCAAUGUAAUGAGAGCAGUCCGCAAAGGAUUUGCUUUGCAAGUGGACUUGGGUCAUGAUACUCCAGCUAACUUGAAAGUGGCUAUAGAAGAAAUUGUAUCAAACCCUAAGUACACUCAAAAAGUCAAGGACUUAUCUUUUAUCUACCACCACCGGGAGACCAAGCCUGGUCACACGCUAGUCCACUGGAUUGAACACGUCAUAGAAACCAACGGAGCCCCACAUCUUCGUUCACCGGCGCUCCACAUGCCAUUCUACCAGAAAAUGUACCUAGAUCUCUUAGCAAUCGUACUUCUAGGAGUAGUCGUCCUUGUAAAGGCGGUUCAAAUAUCGCUUCGUUUGGCGAAGAAGAGUGAUGUGAAAAAAAAGAGAAGUUAGUGAGAUUUUUUGUGACUGUUUGGAAUUUAGACAAAAGUGAUUGUGAAAGCGAUUUGAAGCUUGACAAUGAAGCCAGUUUUUGUUUGAAGUUGUUAAUAAAAAAAUAAAAUAAAA
Helicoverpa zea (corn earworm) is the source of this 1735-nucleotide messenger RNA. Its product is annotated as UDP-glucosyltransferase 2-like. The transcript has 8 exons. The record is from RefSeq and is a predicted model, not a curated record. Gene Ontology annotation, molecular function: UDP-glycosyltransferase activity. Lineage: Eukaryota; Metazoa; Arthropoda; Insecta; Lepidoptera; Noctuidae. The coding region runs from base 65 to 1621 and encodes 518 amino acids.